AUGGGAGAGAGAAAGGUUUUGAAUAAAUAUUUCCCUCCGGAUUUUGAUCCUUCAAAACUUCCCCAUGGGAUGAGGAGGCAGCAUCAGCAGAAGAACCAAAAACAAAUCAAAGUAGGGAUGAUGCUUCCUAUGACUGUUCGUUGUAGAACUUGUGGGAUUUAUAUGUACAAAGGGACGAAGUUCAACUCGAAGAAAGAAGAUGUUACUGGGGAAAAUUAUUUGGGAAUUCAAAAUUUCCGGUUCUACUUCAAAUGCACCAACUGCUCUGCUGAACUCAUUAUGAAGACUGAUCCACAAAAUUCAGAUUAUGUUGUAGAAGCAGGUGCAACUCGCAAUUUUGAGCCUUGGCGUGCAGUUCAGGAUGAUGAAGAAGAGAUGACGGGAGAUGCAAUGAAAUCCUUGGAGAAGAGAACGAUGGAUUCAAAAAGAGAGAUGGACAAUCUUGCAACAUUGGAUGAAUUGAAAUCAAUGAAGUCUAGACAUGCAAAGGUGAGAGAAGAUGUGGUGGUGCUUUUGGAGGCCUUGCAACGCAAUACUGAGCAGGAAAAGGAGAAGAAAUUAUUGGCAGAACAAGAAGAAGAGGAUGAAAAACUCAUACAGUCAAUUUUCCCCCAGGAGUCAAAGAAGAAUUCUGUUAGAAGGAUCAAUGACAAUGAUGACGACGACAACGACGAUAAUGAUGUUUUAAAUCAGCUUUCAUCAUCAAAUGUUGGUUCCAAGAGGAUGAAAAUUUCUCUAGAAGCAGGGAAACAUACAAAUUGGCUGAGAAAAGGCAGUAGUACAUUUGACAGCUUCACUACUCACGAAACUCAUUUAGUUAGAAUUUCGGUUGUGAAGAAGAAGCCUUUACCACCUUCUACUUCUACUGAUGAAAGCAAUCACGAGGAAGAUCAGAAGAACAAGCAGCAAGAAGAGGAUGAGCCAAAGGCCAUUGAUACAACAAGCACUGUACUUGAGUCCUUGUGUGAAGAAUAUGGUAAUGAUGAAAGUGAUCAGUAG
Messenger RNA from Telopea speciosissima, 999 nucleotides. RefSeq names its product splicing factor YJU2-like. Gene Ontology annotation, biological process: mRNA splicing, via spliceosome. The record is from RefSeq and is a predicted model, not a curated record. Gene Ontology annotation, cellular component: U2-type catalytic step 1 spliceosome. The transcript has a single exon. The coding region runs from base 1 to 999 and encodes 332 amino acids. NCBI's taxonomy places the organism in Eukaryota, Viridiplantae, Streptophyta, Magnoliopsida, Proteales, Proteaceae.